GAAUGCUACGUUCUCGGACAUGCAGUUGCAACCGGGUUCCCGGGUGGUCUUCAAGGCCCCUGGUUGGCACCUCUUGUCAAGUUGGCUCGCUGCCUCUAUCAUUGAAUAAUCAGAGACGCAGCUGCACGUUUGGGGCACUCGUCCUGAGGAAACCGCUCACUACGAGCUAUUCAAGCCGACCUAAACCUGCGCUGCAAGCGCACAGCACGGGCGGUAUGGCGUCUCGAGCUUCCUCACAAUGCUGUGCUGAGUUGGCAAUGGAUUGCGGCUUCCGUCAACCAGCCGGGUAGCGUCAAUUGAAUUUCUUUGCGCGCAGGACCCUGGAAACUGGACCAGAUGGCUUCGGAGCUCGCAGUCAAGUGUAAAACUUCCGAUGGUUCCGUAUGGGACAUCAAACGCCCAGACGGCAGUAGCGACCUUUACCUCGACGCUGGCAUGGCUGUGGCAAGCAUCCAGGCGUGGGCGAACCUGCGCUGCCGGAGAUUCGGUUUGAACGUCGUGAGCGCGUUGCCGACCCUGUGGAUAUCAGGGCUAGCCAAGGCCGGCAAGUCCUACACGCUGCACGAGGUGGUGCCGGCGGUGCUGGCCGCGACGCUGCGUCAGCAGGCGCCGGGCCACCCCCUGCAGGGCAUGGCGGUGCUGCGGCUGAACGGGCUGGAGCUGCUGCAGCGCCAGGCUGGCGCCACCGGACUCCUGUACGACAUGCUGCAUGCGGUGGCGGAUUGGGCGACACGGGCGGAGGUGCCGGUGGCGGAGUACACACGCAGCUGGGUGCGCCAGGUCCUGGACAGCGGCCCGGACGCGCCGGGCGCGCAGACGCGGGCGGGCAGGGCCGUGGUGGAGAUGUUUGAGAGCGGCUUCCAGGCGCCCGUGCUCGUGCUGCUGGACGAGGUACAGGCCCUGCUGCGGCCCACGGACGCGCGCGGCGAGCUGGACGCCUCGGGCGCGGCCUUCAUUCGCGACGGCGUGCUGCGCCCCAUCCUGCUGGGCAGCGCUGACCACGUGCUGGUGGCGGCCACUGGCGGCGGCGGCAUGGCGGCAGCCUGGGUGGCGCUGGCGGCCAUGCCCGUCAACGGCACCGCGCCACUGAUGCAGAUCUGGCCGCUGCACCUGCCGUCGGCGUUCCCGCCAGCCCUGAUGCAGCAGCUGCUGCUGCCGGACCACGGCGGCGGCAGGGCGCAGCGGCCCAUGCGGGAUGGGGUGCAGCAGCAGCAGCAGCUGAGUGAGAUGACCCAGCAGGGCACCAUCACAGCAUCAGGCGCCGGUGGUGGUGGCGGCGCUGACAUGCUGCUGGAGCAGCGGCGGCGGCUGCUGGAGCGGAGCGAGGGCUCGCCGGCACUGUUCGCGAUGAUGCUGGAGCAGUGGUGGGCAUGCGCCUCGGAGCCCGCCGUCGAGGCCGCGCGCGUGGACGUGCACGUGGACGUGGAGGCGUUUGUGUCCGAGUUCAUGCGGACCAAGAUGCUGGAGGAGGUCGUGAAGGAUUGGAGGCUGGGCCUGGCAGGUCUGACGGAGGCGCAGCGCGGCGAGGUGCUGCGCCUGCUGGCGGCCCCGGCGGCGCUGGGGGCGGGGGAGGACGACCUGCGGGGCUGGGGCUUGUGGCACUUCCUGCGGCCGUACCUGCGGCCGACCCGUACCCAGCAGCAGGCGGGCCGCUACCACCUGGCGGACGCCAGACAGCGACAGGCCCUGAGGGCGGCCCUCGACCCCCAUGGCAGCAGCCAGCUGCUGCCGCCGCCGCGCGCCAACUACCACAGCCAGAGCCACAGCCACAUCCAUGUGCUGCAGGCCGCCACAUGCCACAACGCGCUGGCGCACCACCAGACCAGGGGCGGGCCGGCGGUGGAAGGGCCGCCGGCUCGGCGGCACUGCUGGGUGUGGUGGUGCUGGCGCUGCCGCGCCGCUGCUGCUGUUGGGCACACGGUACAGGCCGCCUGUGGGGGCCAGCUGGCGGAGGCCGCCGCUGUGCGCUGCGGCAGGCAGGCAGAGGGGCGGCCGGCCCCCUGGUGGUCGGCCCCCUGCUGGGCGGUCGGCCCGCUGCUGGCGCCCGCCGCCGUCAAGUAGGGCGAGGCCAAGGCCGCCGCGGCACAGCCGUACGGAGAGGGCGGACUUGGGCAGCAGGGUGUGGGCGGUGGGCGGUGGGCGGCCUCAGCGCCGGCAGUGGCCUCAGCGCCGGUGGCGACGGCAGUGGCGGCGGCGGCGGCGACUUGUCCGGCUGCUGAGGCAUUGUUAUGUUUUGGUGGCCCACAUUUCGGUCCCAGGUUUGUGGGCAAAAGUGCAGCCGUCCGUGCCUGAGGCCAAUUGCCAACAGGACAACUGUUCUCGUCUGUAGUUGCAGUUGUCCAAGCACAUGUACUUGUGGAGAAGCUGGAUGUGGGAGAAUGGCUCAUUGAACUGGUGUCGGUCGCAUGCUUUGGCGGGCUGAGUCGGGGGGGGGGGAGGUGAAGCCCCACAGGAACACCCUGUCGAUCGCGGGUGCAAACUCGAUACGGUACCGGUACUGGUGCAAACCGCGAGUGCCACACGCCGGCGGCGGCGCAGGGCCUGGCGGCGGCGGCGGUGCAGGCGGCGCAGGCCUGGCGAAUGCGGCGGCUGCGCAGGACCUGGGCCCAGCAGUUGCGGCGUGCAUGUGCGCAGAAGAAGGGCCACGUGGAGGUGCUGGGUAGCAGCGCGCGCGGUGCGUGUUGCCCGAGAAGUGGAGGCCUGCCGAUGUCGGGUUUGCGGUCUUUGCUGGCGAGAGUAGCAUGGAGCGGUGUGUGGUAGGCCGCAGCAGUGAGGAGUGCUGUGGCUAGGGGAUUUCCUGCUGUUUGGUUGAUGGCUGGCUGAGUGGCUGUGCUUGUGCUUGGCAGCGGGACGUGGCUGGACACAUUAUGGUGGGCCGUGCCUGUAAGAACCGACCCCG
Messenger RNA from Chlamydomonas reinhardtii, 2899 nucleotides. RefSeq lists its product as uncharacterized. The coding region runs from base 436 to 2061 and encodes 541 amino acids. NCBI's taxonomy places the organism in Eukaryota, Viridiplantae, Chlorophyta, Chlorophyceae, Chlamydomonadales, Chlamydomonadaceae. The transcript is spliced from 10 exons. The record is from RefSeq and is a predicted model, not a curated record.